AUGGUCCACAUCAACAUUCCCCAGAACUACACCCAGUCCCCCUCUUCUUUUGUGGGGACUCCCUCAUUGACCAUCAAUCAUGAGGCUACGCAGGAUCUCGACUCUUCCAGUGCCUUUGAAGGCCCUGAGAAGCUGCUAGAGGUGUGGUUUGCCCCAUCCGCUGAUGAGCUCGGCGUGGCAGGUCCCGAUGGUUUGAAGAAGGUGUCUGGUGAGAUCUGGAAAGACAUGCUGGAUCUCGUCAACUGCCAGGUCCUCUCCGUCGUCUCUUCCGAUGACGUUGAUGCCUACCUGUUGUCUGAGUCCAGCAUGUUCGUCUGGCCUCACAAGCUUAUCCUCAAGACCUGCGGCACUACUACUUUGCUAUCCGGUCUCCCACGCAUCCUUGAGAUUGCCACUCUGUUUGCGGGUUUCCCGCGCGCCACGGCACCUCCCUCUCGAGGGAUCACGGUUGCCGCAGCCCCAUACCGAGUGUUCUACAGCCGCAAGAACUACUUGUUCCCCGAUCGCCAGCGAGGCCCGCACCGAAGCUGGCGUGACGAGGUCCGCAACAUGGACAAGCUGUUCGCCAAUGGAAGCGCCUAUAUGAUCGGCAAGAUGAAUGGCGAACAUUGGUACCUGUAUCUGACCGAGCCUUACACCAUGCUCACUCCCCCGGCGAGUCCCCAGGAGGAUGCCUGCUUCCAAGAGACUGAGACCAAGGUCCUCAGCUUCCCUGAGGCUCGCGCAAUCCCCAACAGUGAUGAGCAUGAUGAAACCUUGGAGAUCCUCAUGACCGACCUGGAUGAGGAGAACGCGAAGCAGUUCUAUCUAGACAAUGCCACCGCCACUGCCGAGAAGACCUAUCGGAACUUCGACAAGGAGGAGGGCACAGAGCACCUCGAUGUCUUUGGCAAUGGUGAUGAAGACAUUAUCGAUGGAGGCCGUGUGCUCCCGCCGGAGCUGACUACCGAGGGUCACGCGCUCGGCACUGUUGUUUCUGAGUCGUGCGGUCUGUCCGACGUGUACCCGAAGAGCAAGUUCCCCGAUGCUCGCAUUGACGCGUACCUCUUCACUCCCUGUGGCUUCUCCGCCAACGGUGUUGUCCCUGCCCCCAACGGCAAGGCCCCGACUCAUUACUUCACCGUGCAUGUCACUCCGGAGCCACACUGCUCGUACGCGUCUUUCGAGACCAACGUACCGCACUCGCAGAAUGGCAAGACCACCGCCGACAUUGUUCAGCAGGUUGUGGACAUUUUCAAGCCUGGCCGUUUCAGUAUCACGGUGUUUGAGACCAAGGCCACCGUCCACGAUGUUGAUACCGAUAGCGCCAGCUUCCACGAAGUGCAGGCUCUUCGCCGUAACCCCAAGAAUGAGCUGGUCAAGGGCUACCGUCGGGUUGAUCGGAUCGUUCACGAUCUGAAUGGAUACGACCUAGUAUUCCGCUACUACGAGCGCAACGACUGGAAAGGGGGGGCACCCCGGAUUGGUGAGAAGUUUUAG
This is a messenger RNA of Penicillium chermesinum, 1479 nucleotides long. Its product is annotated as adenosylmethionine decarboxylase SPE2. Bases 1 to 1479 code for a protein of 492 amino acids. The transcript is spliced from 2 exons. Gene Ontology annotation, biological process: spermidine biosynthetic process; spermine biosynthetic process. Lineage: Eukaryota; Fungi; Ascomycota; Eurotiomycetes; Eurotiales; Aspergillaceae. Gene Ontology annotation, molecular function: adenosylmethionine decarboxylase activity. Gene Ontology annotation, cellular component: cytosol. The record is from RefSeq and is a predicted model, not a curated record.